This is a messenger RNA of Sceloporus undulatus (fence lizard), 1895 nucleotides long. RefSeq names its product trehalase (gene TREH). The transcript has 15 exons. Bases 68 to 1819 code for a protein of 583 amino acids. The record is from RefSeq and is a predicted model, not a curated record. Lineage: Eukaryota; Metazoa; Chordata; Lepidosauria; Squamata; Phrynosomatidae. Gene Ontology annotation, molecular function: alpha,alpha-trehalase activity. Gene Ontology annotation, biological process: trehalose catabolic process.
GUGGACUUUGGCUGUGUGAGGCCUGCAGCCUUCCUUAGCAGAAACCUGUGAGUUGUUCUCUGCUGGGAUGGCGGACCCAGCCAUGUGGCUGCUUCUGGCUUUCUGCAGCACUCUGUUAGGGCAGCAGGCACUGGCUGGCAGCCUCCUGGCACCCUGCAACAGCCAGAUCUACUGCACCGGGGAGCUCCUGAAACAAGUCCAGGCAGCCAAGCUCUUCAAAGAUGACAAGCAUUUUGUGGACAUGUCCCUGAAGGCCAGCCCAGAAGUGGUGCUGGAGCAAUUUUGGCAGCAAGUGAAUGCCACACCUGGAGGGACCUUGUCCAAGCAGCAGCUGGCAGCGUUUGUGGAGACCUAUUUCUCUCCUCCGGGGCAGGAGCUGGACAACUGGGUGCCUCUCGACUGGACAGACAGCCCCCCAUUUUUGGAGAAGAUUUCAGAUGAAAGGCUGCGGUCCUGGGCCCAGGCCCUCAACAGCAAAUGGAAGCAGCUGGGCAGGAAGAUGAAGCCGGAGGUCCAAACUAGCCCAGAGCGCCACUCCCUGAUCUAUGUGCCAAACCCUCUGAUUGUGCCGGGGGGACGCUUCAUUGAAUACUACUACUGGGAUUCUUUCUGGGUCAUCGAAGGCCUUUUGCUCUCCAACAUGACCACCACGGCUGAGGGCAUGAUCAGGAACUUCCUUCAUCUGGUGGAGAAAUUGGGACACAUCCCCAAUGGAGGCCGGGUCUACUAUGAGCGCCGCAGCCAGCCCCCUUUGCUCAGCCUGAUGGUAGAGAGCUACCUGAGACACACAAACAACACAGGCUUCCUGAGGAAAAACAUUGCCCUCCUAGAGGCCGAGUACCGCUUUUGGCAAGAGCAGAGGGCAAUCAACGUCUCCCUGGGGGGCCGGGAGUACUCUCUGAAUCGCUUCCACGUCCAGGUGGGGGAGCCCAGACCAGAGUCCUACAUGAAGGACGUGGAAGUGGCAGCCGGCCUGGAUGAAGGAGCCCAACAGAUGCUCUGGUCAGAGCUCCACAGUGGGGCAGAGUCUGGCUGGGAUUUCUCCUCCCGCUGGUUCUUGCCAGGGCCACCACCACUCCAGGCCACGCUGCAAGACACCAGGACCAGUGCCAUCGUGCCAGUGGAUCUGAACGCCAUCCUUUGCAGAGUCGAGAAGCUGCUGGCCUCCUUCCACCGGACUCUGGGGAACGCUGAGGAAGCCAGUCGGUUCCAGGCGGCUCAUGAAGAGCGGGCGCUUGCGAUGGAGGCUGUCUUCUGGGACAAGGAGGCUGGGAUCUGGCUGGACUACAACCUCCUGCGCCAGAGGCAUAACCAAGCCUUCUACCCAACCAACCUGGCACCUUUGUGGGCAGAGUGUGGCGUGGGUCCUUCCCAUGCAGAGAGUGCCCUCCGCUACCUUGAGAGGAGCCCAGCACUGUCCUACAGGAACGGACUGCCCACCUCCCUGGCAAACACAGGCCAACAGUGGGACCUGCCAAAUGCAUGGGCCCCCCUCCAGGACAUGGUGGUUGGAGGCCUGGCCAAGUCCUCCUCCCCCAGGGCACAAGAGCUGGCCCUCUCCUUGGCCCAGCGAUGGGUGAAGAUGAACCUGGCUGUCUACCAGAAGUACCAGAACAUGUUUGAGAAGUAUAAUGUUCAAGGUGAUGGGAAGCCAGGUGGAGGGGGAGAGUAUGAAGUGCAGGAGGGCUUCGGCUGGACCAAUGGAGUGGCUCUGAAGCUGCUGGACCUCUAUGGCGACCACCUCACUUCUGCCUCUGCUUUUCCCCUGACUGGCAUCUGGCUCUGGAUUUGCACCUGCCUCCUGCUAGCUUUGACAUAGGGACUCUCCCCAAAAGGAAUUGCAGAGCUUCUGUUCCCAAGGCUGUAUAUGAGGCAUAAAGCCAUCUUCCUGCUUA